Scaptodrosophila lebanonensis is the source of this 2115-nucleotide messenger RNA. RefSeq names its product transmembrane protein 120 homolog. The record is from RefSeq and is a predicted model, not a curated record. Gene Ontology annotation, cellular component: membrane. Bases 700 to 1821 code for a protein of 373 amino acids. Lineage: Eukaryota; Metazoa; Arthropoda; Insecta; Diptera; Drosophilidae. The transcript is spliced from 7 exons.
UCGCUGUUCGUAGUUCGUAGUUGCUGAAAAUAAAUUGAAAUUUAUUUUUAAACAGCAACGCUGCUUUAUAAACUUGUCAUAUUCAUAUUCCAAGUACUACGUGCAAAGUGUAAAACAAAAGUGUAUCGCUCGCUACCGCCACCGCUACAUCGUUGUGUCGCGUUCAACAAGCUGCGCGUGUUAUUGUCGUUGUUGUUGUUGUUAUUGGUGGUGCGUUCCGUUCUCACCUGCAUACGCAAGCAGCUCAUUAUACUUAACUUUUUUUUUGCUAUUUCUUGUUGUUUUAAGUGAGCAAUUUAUGUUUAUCAUUGUUGUCAGCAGUCGCAAGAAACUGACGGCCGAAAACAACGUUCGCUGCGAGUAGUUUUUUUUUGUUGCGUGUGCAGCGGCUGCGACCAACGAACCAAUUGAUUUUUCAACAAACCAACCAACGUGCUUUGGUUUUGCUGUGGAUCGCCAGGGAAGGGAAGGAGUGCACAUUGGCGCGCGUAGCCGGCAGCAGCAAGCGGCAAGCAGACAUAACCUCAACACACCGCCGACGCACAGCUGUUGCACAUACUGCAACACACAACAACAACGAAGCCGAAAAACGCUGAUACAAUACACGAGUACAAGCUGUUUGCUAUUUGUUUGUUUCCUACUUCUAAAACCAUAUACUAAGCCUGACAACAAGUUAGUAGAAAUAGAAAGCGCAGUAAAAUGAAUAUCGACACACUGCGCAAUGAAUGGGAGGAACUUAGUCGCGAAUACACGGAGCUGGAGACCUGCAACAGACGCUAUAUAGAGCUUUUGGAACAGUUGCACAGCCAUCAGCAGAAAUGCUUCAACGAGAUCAAACACCAGCGAUAUCGCAUGAAUCAAAUAACAGCCUCAUUGCGACAAUUCAAAGGACCCUUCGACCCCGAAGAGAAGGAGAAAGUCGAUGAUCUGCAACGCAUGACGCUUAAGCGAAAGGCCCAACUCCAUGAAAUCGAACAGUCGUUGCCCGCCAAAUCGGGUCGAUAUCUGCAGAUAAUACUCGGCGAUGUGAACGUUUCAAUUCUUAACAGAAAUGACAAAGUACGCUACAAAGAUGACUAUGAGAAGUUUAAGUUAAUACUCAACGUGAUUGGACUGAUAAUGGCGUUUUUCAAUUUGAUAUUCAACUAUCGAGCCCUGGAGCUGACGUUCAUAUUUCUGCUGGUCUGGUAUUACUGCACGCUGACCAUACGCGAGUCCAUACUGAAGGUCAAUGGGUCGCGCAUCAAGGGUUGGUGGCGCGCCCAUCACUUCAUUUCGACGGUGGCAGCUGGCGUCCUUCUCGUUUGGCCCCAGGGCGAGCACUGGCAGCUGUUCCGCCUGCAGUUCAUGUAUUUUAACGUAUACAUAAGCAUUGUGCAGUAUCUGCAGUUUGGCUAUCAGAAGGGACUGCUCUAUCGCCUGAAGGCGCUGGGUGAGCGCCACAACAUGGACAUUACCAUCGAGGGCUUUCACUCGUGGAUGUGGCGCGGCCUCAGCUUUCUAUUGCCCUUCCUCUUCAUUGGCUAUGCAUUUCAGGCCUACAAUGCCUGGACAUUGUACAAGCUGGCCUACAACCCGCCCGAUGCGCCGUGGCACGUGUCGGUCAUGUGUGGCCUAUUCCUGCUCCUGUUCGUGGGCAAUAUGACGACGGCGCUCCUGGUGGUGCCGGAGAAGAUUCGUGAACGCGCCAAGGAGCGCUAUCGCCUCCUCAGCAUGGGCAAGUCCAUGAAGCUGCGAAAGGAGAUGAAGAACAGCGCCAGUGAUCUGGACAUAUCGUCCUCUACAAACGUGGUGCCGGAACCCGAAAAGAAGGAGAACUAAAUAAAUGGGACUAUACGCCGGCACGGCCCUGCCCUUCUGUCCGGAACAUUUAAUUCUUAUUUAUUUUUUUUUUUUUUUUUUGUUUUAUUUACUUACUAGUUUCUUUCAUAGAACUAUUUUUUGCCUAUGUUUAAGACUUCAUAUACUUUUAGGCACCUUUUUGUUUUUGUCUCGGUCUUUCCCCUAACAUCGGAACAAAAAGCCAACAAAAUUGAAACGUUAGCAAAUUUUAAGGUCAGAUCAGAUGUGCUAUCAAUUGUAAAAAAUCACUAAAGGAAAAUUUAUUUUCUCGCA